Molecule: messenger RNA, 1325 nt
Organism: Cuscuta europaea
Lineage: Eukaryota; Viridiplantae; Streptophyta; Magnoliopsida; Solanales; Convolvulaceae
Source: the annotation of a GenBank genome assembly
AUUGCCUCUUAAUCACAAUUCUGAAUUCACAACCUAGAUAAUUUUUAGCUUGACGAAAUAGGUAAGUUUUGGAAGAGUUGGCCCGUUGGUCCAGUUCAGGUUCGACAUUUUAUCGUCAUUGUGGUAGUUCUCACAGUUCCUCGUUCUUUUCCCCCAUACAUCCCUCGGCUGCGUGCUUUGGUCAACUCUUGCCAGAGCAAUGACAAUUAGGGUUUUCUCCAUCUUUGUUCUUCUGCUUCUGUCCGCAUCAUUCCUUCAAGUUGCUAUAUGUGACUCGGAAGUGGGAAAAGAAACAUUGGAAAGUACUGAAGGAGAUCAUGGUAUUGUUGAGGAUGUCCAAGAUUUUGGUGGUGGGACAUACAGCCCAGCUCCCGGAGUGGAAACAGUUUAUUAUUUCCCUAAAAACCCUUCUAAAUUUGUUCCUGCUGGGGAAGAGAGCGAACUUUUAGUUGGAAUAAAGAAUGACGGGGAAUCGUCUCUGAAUGUUAUUGUGAUCCAUGCUACUCUUCAUCUUCCUUAUGAUCAUCAAUAUGUGGUUCAGAAUCUCUCUGUUCAGAGUUUUAACAAUGCAACAGUUCCUCCUUCUGCUCAAGCAACAUUCCCAUACAUAUUUGAUGUCAGCAAAUUUUUGCAGCCCGGAUCCUUUGAUCUUGUUGCGAGCAUUGUGUAUGAGAUAGACCAGAAUCAGUACCAAAGCACAUUCUAUAAUGGCACCAUUGAAGUGAUAGAGUCUGGAAGUACUCUCAGUGUAGAGUCUGUCUUCUUGUUUUUUCUUGGAGUUGGUAUUCUUGGCCUUCUGGGGUUCUGGAUUCAUGGUCAGAUCCAACGCCUCUCAAAGAAAAAUAAGAGGGUUACAAAGGCAGCAAAGGUUGAAGUUGGAACUGCAACAAGGGAUGCUCACAUGGAUGAGUGGCUGCAGGGGACGUCAUUUGCCCAGUCACAAUCCAAAUCAAAGAAGAAGAAUUAAAUAAUGAGCUAUUUUGAUUAGUUUGGUGUGCUGCAAUCUGAAGAGGAACUUUCCAUGUUAGGCAUUUGAAUUUUCAGGAAAAGCUGAAAACCAGGCAGGGAUGGUUAAUUAAUUAGCACUUACGUUUCAACACCCCACCCCACAUCCGUGUAUUGUAGCUGUAGAACUUCUAAAUUUUACCCAUGUUUUUACUGUUAAACUCACUUGACCUGAGUUAGGGAAAGAUGUAUUUCAGAAUUCUUCAUUUUAUUAUUUCAGUUUCAUCUGGUCUUUUUUUGCUUGCUAUGCCCCUGUUAAUUGGGUUUUCUUGCUUCUUUCCCGGUGUGUAUGGUGAGGAAAAAGAAAAAGAAAAUCUGUG